Messenger RNA from Phanerochaete carnosa HHB-10118-sp, 523 nucleotides. RefSeq lists its product as uncharacterized. Lineage: Eukaryota; Fungi; Basidiomycota; Agaricomycetes; Polyporales; Phanerochaetaceae. Bases 85 to 492 code for a protein of 135 amino acids. The transcript has 4 exons. The record is from RefSeq and is a predicted model, not a curated record. Gene Ontology annotation, cellular component: fungal-type vacuole; plasma membrane.
CCCACCUCUCUGUGUAGCGGCUCCCACCUCUCUGCGUAGCGGCUCUUCACCUGCCGCCAGAGGCAUUCGUUUUUUAUUUACGAAAUGAUUUCCAUAGUAAGCGUGGAUCCAGCUGCGCUCCUUUCGAGCCCGACGAAUAUAACCCUCCCACAUAGUAUAAAUCGUCUACCAGGCACAGACACGCCUUAUCACUAUGUGCCGACACUUUGGAUCUGUGCACUCUUUGUCGCGCUGUUCGGGCUGUCCGGAAUCCUGCAUCUUAUUGAAGCCAUCCAUACCCGUCUGUGGUUUAUGAUCCCUACCGCUGUGCUCGCCAAUAUUGCGGAGGUGAUUGGGUGGAGUGCUCGCCUAUGGUCCAGCAAAAAUCCGCCAUUGAUCGACCCGUUCCUGAUGCAGAUCUCUACUACCAUCAUUGCCCCGACACCGCUGGUAGCAGCGAACUUUGUUAUCCUCGGACAGUUUAUUACACCGCCGGCGCGCCGUGAGGUAUAAAUGAGUUGAUGCCGUUACCGAACAGUUCACU